Molecule: messenger RNA, 318 nt
Organism: Penicillium cosmopolitanum
Lineage: Eukaryota; Fungi; Ascomycota; Eurotiomycetes; Eurotiales; Aspergillaceae
Exons: 1
Coding region: 1-318 (105 amino acids)
Source: RefSeq, a predicted model, not a curated record
AUGAGAGUAUCACCAUCCACCACACUCCCACCACCCACCACCCACCACCCCAUCACCAUCACCACCACGAUCGUCGAUCGCAGCCCACCAUCGAUCCGGUUCAUCGCCGAUUUGCUGUCGGGCUCCAAUCUCAUGCAAGGCGGCUCCAGCUCCGGUCCUGGCCCUGAUGUGACAGCGCGAGUGGAUCUCGCUCGAGCCAUGCGAUCGUCAAAUUCACGUCGGUUCAUCCCGGUGGCUUCGGGCGUCGCGGCUGGCGUCGACGCCCUCCUGCCGAUCCGUCGCCAGUGGCACUCUCCUAGCCAGUGCCAGUGCUCCUAG